ACCUUCUUCAUCAUCCCCUUCACCGUGGAGCCAAGCCCUCAUUUCUCUACGUAAAAUCGAUUGAUUCAAUUCCUUAAACCCCAAUUAUCCCCUAAUUUAGCAACUAAAUACGACUCUCUCUUUUUCUGGGCAUUCCCUUACCCGACAGAAUCAUGCCGGACGUGCAUUCCCUCGUGAAUGAGUUCGUAAUCAAGCUCAACAAACGCCAAAUCGAGGGUUCGAAGAUGACGGCGAAGCUUACGGCGGAAUUGCUCCGUUCCUUUAUAUCUCAGCAGAGGCUGCCGCACAGUAACCAAGCUGGGGCUCUCAUUGAUGCCGUGAAGGCGGUUGGGGAGAAGCUCAUCGCUGCUAAACCCGUUGAGUUGGCUGCUGGGAAUGUUGUCCGCCGUGUUCUACAUAUAAUACGCGAAGAAGAUAUUUCUCUUACUAAUGCUGCUGUUGGUGGAUUGAAUUUGGCAUCUGAAAGCGAUGAUGAUGACGGCAAUGAUGAAUAUGAUCGUCCUGUUCUUUCAGCUUCUGCUGUAGCUGCCGCUGCAAGAAAUUCCUUAAGGCCACCUUCGUUGCAGACUUUACUUGAGGACAUACCUCAUUCAGCAGCUGUUCCUCAUCCCUCUUCUUCUGGGGGUGAUUCUGAAGGAAAAAGCAAAUCUGCUGAUAAGAACUCAAUGACACGGAAACUGAAACACAAUGUCAUUGAGGUGGUUAACGAACUUAUUCAAGAAAUUUCCACUUGCCAUGAACAGAUUGCUGAACAAGCAGUGGAACAUAUACAUCAUAAUGAGGUCAUCUUGACGCUGGGCAGUUCACACACAGUAAAAGAGUUUCUACUUGCUGCAAAAGAAAAAAAGAGGUCUUUCCGUGUAUUUGUCGCCGAAGGUGCUCCAAGAUAUCAGGGGCAUGCUUUUGCAAAAGAACUGGCUGCCAGUGGCCUACAAACUACGGUUAUUACCGAUUCUGCGGUUUUUGCCAUGAUAUCCCGUGUCAAUAUGGUUAUAGUGGGAGCACAUGCUGUCAUGGCUAAUGGUGGUGUUAUUGCUCCUGUGGGGUUAAAUAUGGUUGCCCUAGCAGCUAAAAGACAUGCUGUUCCUUUUGCAGUACUUGCUGGAGUUUAUAAGCUGUGCCCUCUGUACCCUCACAACCCAGAGGUCCUGUUGAAUGAACUGAAGUCUCCAUCUGAGUUGCUGGACUUUGGAGAAUUCUCAGAUUGCUUGGAUUUUGGUAGUGGCAGUGGUUCACCUCUUAUUCAUGUUGUGAAUCCUGCAUUUGAUUAUGUGCCACCGGAUCUUGUUAGCCUGUUUAUUACCGACACUGGUGGUCACAAUCCUUCAUAUAUAUAUCGGCUCAUUGCUGAUUUUUACUCGCCCGACGAUUUGGUAGUGCGACGGAUAUCAGCUUCUUGAAGAUCACUUUUUGCUAACCAUGCUCUGAAACAUGUUGUGAAAUCUAAAAUUUAGCAGAUCCGGGUAAGUAAGAAAUUCAAGCCAAGAUGGGAGAAGGUUGAUCUUGCAGUAGAUUCGAUUCAAUAGAGCAGGAGUAAAUACCCCUGAGAAUUGAAGUCGUCGAAAUUUUGAUGGUCAUGUUUGCUGUGACGAAGACAGUGUGACAUGUCGAAGUAUUGCAUAUGUAGGUCAUUCCUGGAUGGUGCGAGGAGCAAAACAUGCCCUUUCAACUUGUAAACAACUCUGUAACUGAGUGAGUUUAAUUACGUAUGAACAUCAUAUCGAGCCUUAGCCGUUUUCUUCUUCAGUGAAAAUUUUGGGAUAUGAUUUGGCCUCCUUUUUGACAAGAGUUGAAGCUGAUUUCUUUAAUAA
Messenger RNA from Salvia hispanica, 1811 nucleotides. RefSeq lists its product as uncharacterized. Gene Ontology annotation, cellular component: eukaryotic translation initiation factor 2B complex. Gene Ontology annotation, molecular function: guanyl-nucleotide exchange factor activity; translation initiation factor activity. The record is from RefSeq and is a predicted model, not a curated record. NCBI's taxonomy places the organism in Eukaryota, Viridiplantae, Streptophyta, Magnoliopsida, Lamiales, Lamiaceae. Gene Ontology annotation, biological process: translational initiation.